GCCACAGAGCUAUAACGUCAUAAUUUUGUUCAAAGUAUAUAUAGUCGAGUAAUAACUUGAAUUGAUAUUUAUAAGAUAUUUAGUAAUUAGAAUUUAAUAGUUAGAAAUUAAAUUAUAUAAAAUAAAAUAAAAUAUAAUAUAAUAUUAUAAUGUCUGUUUCAAAGAAUGAGUCUCUUGACUUAAAUGGGUUCAUUGAUAAUUUACGUUCUACUUUAAGUCGUAUUGAACAACUUAGUGAAGAUCUUGAAAAAUCCAAAAAUGAUACUUUAAUUGUUGAAGAUAGUGAACUUGAAGCUGAAACUCCAAUUUCUAGUAGAAGAAGUAGUGAAGUUAUUGCUAAUAAAUAUACUAAUUCCUUUUAUGAAAAAUAUGCUGAUGAAUAUGUUUCAUUUACAAUUAAUAAUCCAACAAUUUAUCAUGUUGUUAAUUAUUUUGUUGAAAAAUUAACUUCUAAAGGUUAUAAAUUUAUUAAUGAAAAAGAUUCAUGGGAAGGUUUAACUGCUGGAAAAUAUGUAACUAUUAGAAAUGGUUCUUCAUUAUUAGCAUUUGUUGUUGGUAAAAAUUGGGAUGCAUCAAAGGGGGUUGGAGUUAUUGGAUCUCAUAUUGAUUCACUUACUGUAAUUUUAAAACCAAAUUCAACUAAAAAUAAAGUUGAAGGUUAUGAAUUAUUAGGGGUUGCACCUUAUGCUGGAACUUUAGAAAAUGUUUGGUGGGAUAGAGAUUUAGGUGUUGGAGGUAGAUUAUUAGUUAAAGAUGAAUCUGGAAAAAUUGUACCAAAAUUAGUUGAUUCAUCACCAAAUCCAAUUGCUCAUAUUCCAACUUUAGCUCCACAUUUUGGAACUCCAGCUCAAGGACCAUUUAAUAAAGAAACUCAAGCAGUUCCAGUUAUUGGAUUUUCAACUGAAGAACCAGCUCCAGCCACAGAAGAAGAAAAAUCAUCACCAUUAUAUGGUAAACAUUCUAUUAAUUUAAUUAGAUAUAUUUCUAAAAUUUCAGGAGUUAAAGCUUCAGAUAUUGUUCAAUGGGAUUUACAAUUAUAUGAUGUUCAUCCUGCUACUAAAGGUGGAUUAAAUAAUGAAUUUAUUUUUGCUCCAAGAGUUGAUGAUAGAGUUUGUUCAUUUGCUGCUAUUUAUGCACUUUUAGAGGCUGAUACUGAUUCAUUAUUAGAAUCUGAUUCUUUCUCAAUUGUUGGAUUAUUUGAUAAUGAAGAAAUUGGAUCAGCUACAAGACAAGGUAUUAAAGGAGGAUUUAUUGAACUGGCAGUUAGUAGAGUUUUAGCAUCUAAAUAUUAUAAUCCAAAAUCAUUAGAUGUUCAAGAACAAAUUAGAUUAACUUAUUCUAAUACCAUUAUUUUAUCAGCAGAUGUUAAUCAUUUACUUAAUCCAAAUUUUGAACUGGUUUAUUUAGAGCAUCAUAAACCAUUACCAAAUAAGGGGGUUGCAAUUGCAUUAGAUCCAAAUGGUCAUAUGGCAACUGAUUCUACUGGUCUUGCAUUAGUUGAAGAAUUAGCUAAGAUUAAUAAAGAUGAAUUACAAUAUUUCCAAAUUAGAAAUGAUUCUAGAUCAGGAGGAACUAUUGGACCAUCUAUUUCUUUACAAACUGGAGCAAGAACAAUUGAUUUAGGUAUUCCUCAAUUAUCUAUGCACUCAAUUAGAGCUACAGUUGGUAGUAAAGAUAUUGGAUUAGGUAUUAAAUUUUUUACUGGAUUUUUUGCCAAUUGGAGAAAGUCUUAUGAUAAUUAUAAAGAUUUAUAA
Scheffersomyces amazonensis is the source of this 1754-nucleotide messenger RNA. RefSeq names its product metalloaminopeptidase (gene LAP41). Gene Ontology annotation, cellular component: fungal-type vacuole. Gene Ontology annotation, biological process: proteolysis. The transcript has a single exon. Gene Ontology annotation, molecular function: zinc ion binding; metalloaminopeptidase activity. NCBI's taxonomy places the organism in Eukaryota, Fungi, Ascomycota, Pichiomycetes, Serinales, Debaryomycetaceae. The record is from RefSeq and is a predicted model, not a curated record. Bases 150 to 1754 code for a protein of 534 amino acids.